AUGCCAUAUUGUAUACACCCGCAUCUGACGACUAUACUUCAUGCACGGGUCGAUUUCUCUGGACCCUAUCAUUUCUGUGAACCCGAGCGACAGCGACAGCAUUACGGCCUCCGCCGCCGCCUAUUCCCUCCAGGCCCGGACCUGCCUCUGAUGUUUCUUGGUCGCCAUCAGCGGGCAGCUAGACGGCGCUCGCAUAGAUUAUUAUUCUGUGCAUUGCUAUGCGCUUCUCUGAUGAUGAUAUACUACAUCUCUAUUCCGGGAGCGGUGCCUCCGCCAGCAAGGCUUGUUCGGCCAGAUUCCCACGGCAUUCCACUAGCAAUUGUGGUGGGCAAAACGGUGGGAGAGAAUGCGAAUUGGGCAUAUAAGAUGUUUCCGGAAUGGACCCCUUUCGUCUACAGCGUCGACAACGAACCAGGCUAUGGCCUCCACGUGCCCAACCGCGGCCGCGAGUCCAUGCCCUACCUCACCUUCAUAAUCGACCACUACUACAACCUCCCGGAUAUCGUCGCCUUCAUGCAUGCCAACAAUCGACAAUGGCACAACCAAGAUAUCAGCCCGUACAACGACCGAGUUCUCCGCAGCCUCCGCCUCGAAACCGUCCGGAAAAGAGGCUACGUGAACCUGCGCUGCAGGAUCAGUCCAGGUUGUGAACCAUCCAGCGUGCUCCCGCAUCACCCGACCUUCGCCGAUAUCGAUCGCAACGAUACCCGCUCACGCUUUGCUGAUAUCUAUGCGAAAUUGUUUGAGCUGGACGAUGUGAAGGACGUACCACAGGUCAUUGGCGGGGUAUGCUGUGCACAGUUUGUGGUGACGCGGGAGCGAAUUUUGCAGAGGCCGUUGGAGGACUAUGUGCGGAUGAAGGACUGGGUGUCGUCAGGGUCCCGGCCGAUGAAUGAUUACGAUGUUGGGUGGGUGUUUGAGAAGAUUUGGCAUAUUAUUUUUGGGGAAGCGGCGGUAUCCUGCAUAACCGAGUCACAAUGUCUCUGUGACCUCUACGGCAAAUGCAAACCAUCCCGCCGCCCCAAGAAGGCCACCAAAUUAGCAUUUGAACCAGUUUCAUGA
Paracoccidioides lutzii Pb01 is the source of this 1062-nucleotide messenger RNA. RefSeq lists its product as hypothetical. The transcript is spliced from 3 exons. The coding region runs from base 1 to 1062 and encodes 353 amino acids. The record is from RefSeq and is a predicted model, not a curated record.